Messenger RNA from Penicillium longicatenatum, 555 nucleotides. RefSeq lists its product as uncharacterized. Lineage: Eukaryota; Fungi; Ascomycota; Eurotiomycetes; Eurotiales; Aspergillaceae. The coding region runs from base 1 to 555 and encodes 184 amino acids. The transcript has a single exon. The record is from RefSeq and is a predicted model, not a curated record.
AUGUCUCUAUCAAACUUCCCACCCGACGACGCAGGACCCCGUCAAAUCCGCCAAUAUCUGACAAACCACCUAAUGACCAAACACGACACAACUACAGAAUUCGCCGAGCAAAUCGCCAGUCUAUGGCAAAUAGGUCGCGGGGUCGACUUUCGUCAGACAUCCAUCAAUAUUCACAGUUUCAGCAAAAUAUUCGGAGAAACAGUGAGUCCUGCUCUCCAGCGGAGCGUGCAUGACGAAUGCUGGAAUCAAUGGCGUGCUUCGCAGCUUGGCACCCUGAGUUUGUGGUUGAUGAUAAUUUCCCUGAUAACGGCUGCUUUGGUGUUUGUUCGCACUGCUCGCCAACCUUCUAUGCAAUGGGAUGAUGUUCUUCGUCGCACUUGCUGGCCGCUUGGACCGCCAGUGUUGCUGUGUGGGGCUUUGGAGUAUGGGUACUCUCUUUUGUAUCCAGUUUAUUGUUUUACUAUGGGCUCUAUUGCGACUUUGUGUGGGUUGACUUUAUGGGCUUUCAGAUUUUAUGAUGAAAAGGAGCGGAAGGAAUCGAAGGAUAAAAAGUAG